CCAGCCCGACCGGAACUUCCGGCUCCGAUUGCUUGGGUCUUAGGUUGACGGGGUGGGGCCGGCGGAGUCGGGAUGGUUCUGCUGGAGAGUGAGCAGUUCCUGACGGAGCUAACCAGGCUCUUUCAGAAGUGCCGAUUGUCGGGCAGCGUGUUCAUCACCCUGAAGAAGUAUGAUGGCCGAACUAAACCCAUCCCGAGGAAAGGUUCUGUGGAGGGCUUUGAGCCCUCAGACAACAAGUGUCUGUUAAGAGCUACUGAUGGGAAAAAGAAGAUCAGCACAGUGGUGAGCUCCAAAGAAGUGAAUAAGUUUCAGAUGGCUUAUUCAAACCUGUUGAGAGCUAACAUGGAUGGGCUGAAGAAGAGGGACAAAAAGAGCAAGAGUAAGAAGAGCAAAGCAGCACAGUGAAGAGUACGAUUCCCUGUUUUCACCAACUGACCACUGAAUUGCUAUUUUUCCUCUGGUUUUUACUUUUGGCCACAAAGCUAGGUUUCUAACUCCCCUGCGUUAACUGUUUUCAUGUGAGAUUAGGGUCAUUCGGAUGGAAGAAGAGCUGUGAUGUUUACAGUGUGGCUGUGAGAAGCCACUUUACUUUUAGCCUGGCUGACUAGUCUGUGUUGCAGAGCUGUGUACCCCCGGGUUAUGUUUAAAGUCUCUGCAGCCACCUGCGUGAAGAGCAACGUAUUAUUAAACCUGCCUAUUUAUCA
Phyllostomus hastatus (greater spear-nosed bat) is the source of this 704-nucleotide messenger RNA. It is a transcript of the gene SRP14, whose product is annotated as signal recognition particle 14. NCBI's taxonomy places the organism in Eukaryota, Metazoa, Chordata, Mammalia, Chiroptera, Phyllostomidae. Gene Ontology annotation, molecular function: 7S RNA binding; endoplasmic reticulum signal sequence receptor activity. Gene Ontology annotation, biological process: SRP-dependent cotranslational protein targeting to membrane. The record is from RefSeq and is a predicted model, not a curated record. Gene Ontology annotation, cellular component: signal recognition particle, endoplasmic reticulum targeting. Bases 73 to 405 code for a protein of 110 amino acids. The transcript is spliced from 5 exons.